Molecule: messenger RNA, 1224 nt
Organism: Exophiala mesophila
Lineage: Eukaryota; Fungi; Ascomycota; Eurotiomycetes; Chaetothyriales; Herpotrichiellaceae
Exons: 1
Coding region: 1-1224 (407 amino acids)
Source: RefSeq, a predicted model, not a curated record
AUGUUGCAACUUAGCACCAAUGCGCAUUUUCAUUUUGAGCUUCUCCGGGUUCUUGCAACAACCAGAUCUUAUGGAGCAGAUAUAGCAGAAGUUCUCCGAGUCUGCCAGCGCAUCAAGCCUGGAGAUUUCGAGAGCUGGUACGAGGAGUUUCGACGACUCGCCGAAUGGGUAGAAUCGACGGUCAACGCCAAGGGCGAACACGACAAAGUUACGCUCAGGGACGCCUACUUUCGGAUAUCCAGAUAUUACUUUGCCUCUUCUUUCUUUCUUGACGGUAAUCAAUCAGACGCUCGAUUGGUCGAAAGCUACAAUCUAUGGAAAUCUUAUUUUGACAAGGCGACAAGUCUGCUCGCCAUCCCUGCCGAGCGCCACAUUCUGGAUGCUGGAGACUUUCAAAUACCUGUGAUCCUUCUGCGCGCAUCUCUAGACAACCGAGCUCGCUCGUGUCUAAUCAUGGGAAGUGGUCUGGAUGGAUCAGCUGAGGAAAUGCUCCAUUUCCAUGGCUUUGCAGCUCUUGAACGUGGACACCAUGUCAUUCUGUAUGAAGGGCCAGGACAAACCAGUGUCCGUCGUGACCAGGGUCUGGGCUUUAUCCAUGAUUGGGAGAGAGUCGUCACUCCAAUAGUUGACUGGCUUCAAAAUGUCCCGUUCGUCGAUUCAAGUAAAUGUGGCCUCUUUGGCGUUUCACUCGGGGGUUAUUUGGCUGCGCGAGCCGCCGCGUUUGAGCACCGGCUUGCUGCCGUCAUUCUCAACGAUGCUAUCUAUGACUUUUCUGAUGUAUUGGAACAGAUGCUUGGCGAGUCUACCAUGCGAUUCGAAGCCGCCGGUGACAUGGACAACUUUUAUGCUGCAGUCGAGCAGCAAUGCCAGUCAAACACUAAGCUGAGAUGGCUAGCUCAUCAAUUGAGAUACGCUUUUGCGAAGGAGACAAUUCAUGAAGCUCUCCGGGAAACCAGGAAAAUGACGGUUUCAGGCAUUUUGAACAGUGUUCAAUGUCCAGUUUUCGUCGGAGACGCAGAACACGAUCUCUUUGUAAGAUCUGAGCAGCCUCCUUUGGUGGCGCAAGGUUUAGGCAAAUGGGCUACCUACAAAAAGUUCACCAAGGCAGAAGCAGCAGAGGCGCAUUGUCACCUGGGUGCCACCGUCUUUGCAAAUCAAGUCAUGUUAGAAUGGUUUGGGAAUCAGGUGGGAGCGGUCGAAUCGCAGGGCACAUCUCUCAAAUGA